Vicia villosa (hairy vetch) is the source of this 333-nucleotide messenger RNA. Its product is annotated as mitochondrial ATP-independent inner membrane protease subunit 1a-like. Gene Ontology annotation, molecular function: serine-type endopeptidase activity. Bases 10 to 333 code for a protein of 107 amino acids. Lineage: Eukaryota; Viridiplantae; Streptophyta; Magnoliopsida; Fabales; Fabaceae. Gene Ontology annotation, cellular component: mitochondrial inner membrane peptidase complex; membrane. The record is from RefSeq and is a predicted model, not a curated record. The transcript is spliced from 3 exons.
GGACCUAGCAUGCUCCCUAUCCUAAAUAUCGCCGACGAUGUUGUUCUCGUCGAACACCUGUCUCCGCGGAUUGGGAAAGUUGGUCACAGUGACUUAGUUCUUGUGACGUCACAUUUGAACCCUAAUCGGAACUUGACAAAGCGUGUUGUUGCUAUGGAAGGGGAUACUGUUACUUUCUUUGAUGCUUCAGGUUUUGUUUCCUCUAGAACUGAUGUGGUGCCAAAGGGGCAUGUUUGGAUUCAAGGAGAUAACAUAUAUGCUUCCUUUGAUUCACGUCACUUUGGUCCUGUUCCAUAUGGCCUUAUAAAAGGAAAAGUGUUUUUUUGGAUGUGA